UUUUUAGACUGGUGCUAGUCGGUCAACACGUGGGGAGGAGAGGCUGACUUUCUACAGGGACACGUUUGAAAAUCUCACUUUUUCAGUACUGCUCUCAUCGUGGCGGCACCGAGGACCCUUAAAUACUGUGUAGCUGUUAGUGUCCUGAGGAAAUGCCGCUGAGGUUUCGCUCUGUUGUUCCUUACACGCUGCCUGGAGUCCUCGCACUGAUCGGCUGGUGGUGGUACAUCUCACGAAAGAAAGAUCGGCUCAUUGGCCAUGACUGUCAAGAAGGCCCUCCCACCACCACAGGCCUGAGAGCAUCUCCAGCUGAGGGGAGCAACGGGUUGGUCGAGAAAGGCACAGAAAGCCCCACGAAUGACACAGAAAGCUCCACCCACAGACCUGUACAGGGUGGGAUCCAGAGAACGCAAAAUGUAUCCACUGAAACAGUGCAAAGAAGUGAAGAAGCUGCCCUUUAUGUGGGCAGAAUCCCCAUCCCUUCCACUCAGACGACACCUGGGGGAGAAGAAGAUGAGCUCAAGGUGUCAGUGCAGGACCAUAAGGACCCUGAUAGGAGCUCACUAACAGAGCCCGAGACGCACAGGGUCAAAGAUCACACCUCAGCCGCAGAGCAGGCCGUCCUGUUUUCACAGUCUACCAAAGUCUCAAGCUCCGCCCCCAUAUCUGACGCAGAGCGGCCAGAGCCGGAGGGGGAGGUGUCAAAGCACCACAGCACAGCAGACGCACAGGAUGAGGUGCUGGUCUGCAUCGUCACCCCUGCCAAAGUCCACAGAGAGACCCCGCCAAAGGCGGACUCUCAAGAGACCAUGCCCUCUGCGCAGGAUUUACACCAACACGUCCUGACCAGCACACCUUUCCCCUCCCACACCCACUCUCCAGCCUCUGCAGCUCUCAGCACCCUCGAGGACUCCUCCGCCCCUUUGUCAGAGACCACUGAGGAUGUCACAGAGCCGGAUCUGGAGCUCCUGGCAGCUGGACUCAUUACUGAGGUCAUCUCGGCAGCCACCCAGCAGGUCCUCGGUGUCACUAGCAGCCAGGUAACAGACCAAGAUGACAGACUCUGCUCCCAACAGGAGUCAAUCACAGCUGAGCAUCUCCAACAGCUGACCACUCCCUCACAGAGCAAGAUGGAGGAGCAGGGGCUGUCUAACGGCGUCUCCUCAGCUGCUGUAUGGGAGCCUGUAGAGCACAGAAGUCAUCAGAGAGAACAUUGGCCGGUUGCUCAGAGCUCGUCUCUGCUCAGUAUUAAGCAGAGAGGAGAUGAGACAGCCACACCCGCCGAGGACUCAGCCUGCAGCACAUGUCACUCUGAGGAUGGCAUCAGCAGCGAGGACCUUCACAACAGCCUAUUUGACAACCACACAGACGUCCUCCAGGUGACGGGCCUGUCAGUGAGAGAAACCUCGCAGGAUCCGUCACUAGUGGAGUCCACUGCAGAGGAGACGGUUGUGGCUGAAGGGGAGGAGAUAACAGUGGACGCUGCUGGUGAGAUAAAGAGGUUGAAUGGGAUGGGACUGAGGAACGGAGCACACGGGACGUGUGAGGCGGAGACGGAUCAGUCCGGAGGCUCUGAUGUAAACAGCAUGGACUCUGUGGACAGCGGGUGUACAAUGGGUGUCAGUGACAGUCAGAGUAACCACGCUACCUCCUCCAGCUCAGAGCUCAUUCUCUGGGAAAUUGAGGUGCCAAAGCAUCUGGUUGGUCGGUUAAUAGGGAAACAAGGGAGAUACGUGAGUUUCCUGAAGCAGAACUCAGGCGCAAAGAUCUACAUCUCCACUCUGCCUUACACACAGGAGUUUCAGAUCUGUCACAUAGAGGGCACGCAGCAGCAAGUUGACAAAGCUCUGUCCCUCAUUGGGAAGAAGUUUAAAGAUCUGGACCUGACAAACCUUUAUGCCCCACCUCCACCCCCUCUCACACUACCAUCACUACCCAUGACUUCCUGGCUCCUUCUCCCUAGUGGAGUAACAGUUGAGGUAAUUGUGGUGAACAUCGUGUCAGCUGGUCACGUCUUUGUGCAGCAGCACACACAUCCCACCUACCACGCCCUGCGGAGCCUUGACCAGCAGAUGUUCCUCUGCUACUCACAGCCAGGCACACCAGCGCUGCCCUCACCUGCUGAAGUUGGUGUGAUCUGUGCAGCUCCAGCGGUGGAGGGAGCCUGGUGGAGAGCUCAGGUAAUCACCUUCUACAAAGAAACAAAUGAGGUGGAGAUCAGAUAUGUCGACUACGGAGGCUAUGACCGAGUCAAGAUUGAUUCGCUACGACAGAUCAGGUCUGACUUUGUAACACUACCAUUUCAAGGUGCAGAAGUUUUGCUUGAUAACAUAGCUCCACUUCCAGGAGAAGAUCGUUUCUCAGCUGAGGCCACAUCAGCAUUGGAGGAGAUGACCAGAGGAGCAGCGCUACUUGCACAGGUGUCGAACUACGACAACAACACGGGCCUCCCUCUGGUACACUUGUGGAACAUGGUCGGAGAUGAGGUGAUUUCGGUGAACCGCACACUGGCAGAGCGAGGUCUGGGUGUUUGGGUGGAAGGAUUUUGAACUCCUCACGCACUCUGACAUCCACCUUCCUCCACCUUUAUCCUCCAUCCUCAUCAGGACCUGGGUCACCCACCACUGGAUCUAUAAAGAUUGUUUUUUUUCUUCUUCUUUUUUGUUUGUUUGCUGCCCCCCUCCAACUCCUUUGAAUUAUUGUUGAAAAGAAAUUAAAAAUUGUUUGCAGGCAUAAAUCCUCAGAACAUGGCACUGCUUCAAAAUAAGAGAACCUUUCUGUCCUGAUAAUGUACGCUAAAAGAACUAAAAGAAGGACAAGAAGAGGUACUUGUAAAUGUUUUCUUUUUUAAAAAUCUAUAUUGUAACUAAAUAAAGGUUAAACCAAUA
This is a messenger RNA of Cheilinus undulatus (humphead wrasse), 2888 nucleotides long. It is a transcript of the gene akap1b, whose product is annotated as A kinase (PRKA) anchor protein 1b. Gene Ontology annotation, molecular function: RNA binding. The record is from RefSeq and is a predicted model, not a curated record. NCBI's taxonomy places the organism in Eukaryota, Metazoa, Chordata, Actinopteri, Labriformes, Labridae. Bases 153 to 2549 code for a protein of 798 amino acids. The transcript is spliced from 11 exons.